Molecule: messenger RNA, 6017 nt
Organism: Rhopilema esculentum
Lineage: Eukaryota; Metazoa; Cnidaria; Scyphozoa; Rhizostomeae; Rhizostomatidae
Biological process (GO): negative regulation of actin filament polymerization
Cellular component (GO): cytoskeleton; cytoplasm
Molecular function (GO): protein binding
Source: RefSeq, a predicted model, not a curated record
UCUUGCUUAAAAGAACCAUUCGGUGUGAGAGACGCCGUAAGUGCAUUUGAUUUUUCAGUCCUGAUGGUAUGAAGGUAGGAGGGGCAAGGGCGGAGUCAGGGACGUUUGUCUUUAGUCUAGUAAGUCUAGGAAACCUUUUUCGUGCAAACGAGCCUUUUUUUAUUGGGGCUGCCCCCUUUUUGUGCCUGGUAUAUGGUAGAGUUUUUCGCCAUAAUUAGGUUCUAAAUUGCGUGAAAACUGAUGAAAGAAUUGAGCAGCUUCGGAGUAAUUGGUUUUUUUAUUCCAUCCUUCUUCAACAAUUCUCCUUCCCCACCUCGAGAUCUCUACCUACUUCUCUGAUGGAGCGAUAAAUUGAGCGUCUGGUAAGAGGUGCAAUGAUAUCCUGGAUACCUACUUCCCCUCCUUAAAAACCCUGCAUAUAUCUGGUCUCAGCGAUAGAUGAGGACCAAUGACAUCCUGAACUAUCCGAUAUGACUUAUGCUAAUACAAUGUAGUUUUAUCUAUGUAUAACAUAAAAUUAGAAAAAUGUUUCGGUGUCUAGUUUUUUUAUGAAGAAAUGUAAUGGCUUUCGUUCUAAGUAGCACUUAAGGAAUUUUCCUUCUACGCAACGUUUUUGGUAACUGGAAUGUUGAAAUUGUUCCCAAAUCUUUGUUUUAAAUAUUAGAAGUUUUGAUUUUGAAUUUUGAUUCCAUUGUUUAAAGCUGAAUAAGCAUGAUUUCAUGUCAAUAAGUCAUGCAUAAACCCACUUGUUGACCCUCUAGGCUAGCGUCAUUAAAACAAUUCUUUGGUUAGUGUACACCAAGAUAUAAUAAAAUCUUGUAAUAUAUCUAUGAGUUAGAGCCUGAGGGAUUGGAGUGAUGUCUAGAGACUUCGUUUUCUUUUGUUCUCCAUGGUCAGCUCAUUGUUGUCAUGGCAAAUAUGUUGCGUGGCUACUAAUACGAGGUUUAGUGACUACUAUGGUUGGCUCUCGUUUUGACUCUGAUUACCGGAAAUCACACCCAACGCCAGGUGAUAGUGAAGUGCGUUGUGUAAAAUCGCCUCAGUGUAAAAUGGCGACCAGAAACGGUGCUGAGAGAGAAAUAAGGAGAAAUAAUGUAUUAUUUAAUUGUGUCGUUCCUGAUUCGGGAAGGCCGUUCUGCACUAGUGGGGAGAAAGAGUUGGAUGAGAUUAUUAUCAUACGUGUUGGUGGGAGAGAUCGUAAACGGGAAAAUGAAACGAGAAAGAAGCAAAACAGAAAAUCAAAGUUGUUUUACGUCAGCUGUGAUUAUCUUAAUAUGAACAAUCAAGAAGGAAACGAGGACAUAGACCUCGAGCAAAUGUUUGCAGGUCAUCCACUUAGCCAGGCCUGGGAACACAAUCAGCCGUUGUUCCCAGCAAUGUUGAAUCAAAAUCGGUCACACAGCCCGACUUCCACAGCGAGUCAGUCCGACUAUUCUUCAGAUGUCGAAUCUACAACGUCGUCUUCCUUUCGAAGACGUCCUGCGAAGCCGAAGAUACACCUCAGCUCUGCAAGUUUCAGUGACCUCGCUGCAAAGGAAGACGAAAUUCUUGUUUUGAAAUCAAACGGUCCUGUCUUGACUUCUGAUGAUAUCGUGACGUCACGUGUAAGGGAAAGCGAGGAUAACGGGAAGACUACAAAUCGCGUGUCCGAGCGGCCGGACAGCGCCGAUAGCAGUACGAGUUAUUUGAAUCUUGCAGAAGAACAUAUCGCGUCCAAAUAUCUCUCGGACGAAAACAAUGACCUGUCGCCCACUUCUGAACAUUCCAAGAAAACACUUUUUAAGCAAGAACGGGAAACAGAUAUAAAACAAGGCCACUUGCGAACUUACGAAGCAUUUCGAUCUAAUUCACCAACAUCUGUGUUACUGCAGCCAUUUUUCAGCCACCCCAUGACAGAGGAAAUAUUCCAUAUACUAGAAAAGGUUCGCGCCUCGAUAUCUCCUAAACUCUCAAGGCUACAGAAACUUGAAGAUGACCACAAACUGCUAGCUGUACUGCAGGUGAAACUUGCUGUUCUGCAGGAGGAGAAAAGGCAGCUUUUGAAUACAUUGAAACAAAGACGCAGCACCAGACAGAGCAUGUCUAGCAAUCACUCAAGCAAAACAUCGUCACCGCUUUCUUCUCCUGUGAGCUUUCAGUCCGAAAAUGACGAUGCAUUUAUCAUUCGGCCCAGUCCACAUCGCGUAAAAGCGAACAAAAUGACACAGACCUGUCUUGAUGAUGAUUGUGACAAUGCUUUGUCUUGUCCCCUAUGCGGAAAUGUGAAAAUAAUGACGCAAGAUGAAGAAACAUCAUUAAAGGCCAAAGGUAUUUUCAGUGGAGGCAAAAACGAGAAUUCCGAACAGGAUAUGAAAAACGGUGUAAAUUCGAAUGUCGAAUUUCAAGAGAAAUUAUUAACUCACGAUGUCGAAACUAACACCGUAAACGCGAAACUUGUCGAAACGGCGAUCGGAGACGCAAAUGUUUUCGGUAGUGGUACUGACGCAAGCACUGAAACCAUCAAGAGACGUGUAGCGGAUUUCGCCAUUGGGAGUGGUUUGGCAGAAUUAUCGUUUAGUGAUGUCUCAACACAAGACUCGGUUGAUUUAACUGAUGUUUCCUCUCAAUACGAUGAAUUAAUUUACGAGAGUAAGUCCAUUUUAGUUGGAUGUCCUAGUUGCGAGUUUGCAUCUGUGGCACUUCAAUGUUCACCAGCUUUGCAAGACGCAUCUUUCGGUGAUGAUAUUGCAGAGAAGCUGUAUGCUGACAAUGAAACCCAAAGUGGUAUGCCUGUUUGCGACAAAUCCGUUAGUUGUAUUGCCAGUAUGGUUGAUAAUGAUAUGAUGUGUGGAUGUGGUUUCGCAGAUCAAACCUCGGUUAGCUUACAGGCCUCGGUUUCGACACAUGAUUUCUCGUGCGGCGAUGGUGUUGCUUGGCUAGAUACCUCAGGAGUCUCCUGUCAAGCUUCAACUGAACACAGAACUUUUGCAACGAGCCCUGUAGAAUGGGAAGUGGAUGAGACAGGAGUGCAAUGCAAUUUAGAUAAAAAGACGUCACAUACCAUUGGAGUUGGAGAGGGCAAAGUCGAAGAUGUCGUUUGCGAUACCUGUUUAAAUAGACAAUGUGCCUCUGUAGGGGUCGGAUGCUAUAACCAAUUAAAUUUAGGAUUCAAACCGAGCGGAAUCGGUAAUGAUAAUUUAUGCAGAAUAGAUGAUAAUUUAUGUGAUUGUGCGGAAGUGGACUUGUGUGAAACUGGUGUAGGUGACUGCCCAGUGGAUAAUGUCGUAUGCGAUAUUUGUCUCAAUCGGACAUCCGAAUCAGUCGGUUGUGGAGAUGGCAGGAUCGACGACUUGUUGUGUGACGCUUGCAGUAAUCGGCGAUUAGAAUCGCGUGGAUGCGGCGACGAUGACGUGAAUGUUGUACUGUGUGAGGAAUGUGACAGGAAAGGUGAACGCAAGGAAAUAGGUGUCGGGGAGGAUUCUAUUAUCGAUGUCACUUGCGAUAAAUGCCUAAAUCUGAACAAUGUGUCAGGUUUCGUUAACCUGAGUUUGUUGGAGGGCGACGACCAAUCGAAUCCGCAGACGCUGGUUUACAACAGCCAAAAUGGCAGUAACUCACCGCUAAAUGAAAAUGGAGUUUCUGAUAACAACAACCAGAGGCAAAGGCUCUUGUCGGAUUCUUCUCAAGGUGAUUUUUGUGAGGAAGUAUCGAAAAUCAUGGCCAACAGUACCAUGUCUUGGCAGAUGGAGCAAAAGCCGGUGAUUUGUAAUUACUGUGGCAACAAAGUCGAUUUGAAUGAUAGCAAUUUAGACACUGCUUUGGUGGAAAUGCGGAAUAAUUUUGCAUCAUAUAAAAGAAAUGGCCUCCAAGCUGCAUCGGGUGUGGAUAAUCUUUCAGAUUACGUAAAUAUCGAGGGAACUGAAGACAAUGUCAACGGGGACGAUUUAUCGGGAUCGGAAGUGUCGGAAGAAGAAGAGGAGCAAAGCAUCAAAAACGAUAUUGUUGAUUCUUGUAAAAUGCUGCAGCAACAUCUUUCUGGUGAAAAGCCCCUCAAGCAACAGUUAAUGCUGAAAUACCUAGCAAAUGUUGAGAAUCUUUGGUUUCAAACGGUGAAAAAGAAGAGAGCGAAUGCAGCUGUUGUUAAAAGCUAUAUUGAUCUGGUUCAAAGUCGCAUUCCUCAACUGCUCGAUACGAUUAUCAAUCUCGCAGACCAAGAUGGUAACACGGCAUUGCAUUUUGCAUUGACGUACAAAAACACUGGAGUUGUGAGCAUCUUGCUUGACUCUCAAGAAUGCAAUGUCGACAUCAUCAACAAGGCUGGUUAUUCACCAAUAAUGUUGGCUGCUUUAGCUGGAUUUGACAGCAAAACAGACAAAUAUGUAAUGCAGCGAUUGUUGCGUGCAGGAGACAUCAAUGCAAAGAACAGAGAGACCGGGCAAACUCCACUCAUGUUUGCAGUCAGCCGUGGCCACGCUGGAAUGGUGGAUUUACUGUUGGAUGCAGGGGCGGAAAUCAACGAAGCCGAUAAUGACGGUUCGACGGCAUUGAUGUGUGCUUGUGAAAAUGGCAGUAUGUCUCUUGUUAAGACUUUGCUAUCAAGUCCAGAUUGCGACCCAGCCAGGGAAGACCACGAAGGAAGUACUGCUCUCAGCAUAGCAAUGGAUGCAAAAAGACGGGAUCUCGCAUUGCUUAUUUACGGAAGUUUGAAUUUUGAUGCCCGGGGAAGAAUUAAGCUGACACCUUCAAAACAAUCUUUACUUGGACUUGGUACAAGAAGAUCACCGUCACCAGCAGUUGGAAAACUAUGAUUUUUGACGCAGGCAUCUACUCAUGCAGACAUCUAUUCAUCUACUGAUUUAUUUUGGACAGUGUAAUCAUCAAAACCCUGGAAUAGACGACCAUGAGGUUGGGACUAGGUCGUGUCUGUUUAGUACUUAUUGAAUCAAAGCCUCUUAAUUUCCUACGAUAACAGUAUAGAAAUGUUUGUGUUAAGCAUAGCAUAAGUAGAGCGGAUAUGUUGGAAACUCUUGCUCGUUGGCCCGUGUGUCGUCAUAAAAGUUUUCUCCAGCAGACGCCGGCAAUAAAGGACCUAUGUUUGUGAAUGUGAUUUUUAGCUUUUGUUUUUAUACUGGCCCAACUUUGCACUUACCCAGUCUUGAUGGUGGUAUAAUUUACAUUGCUUUCUCUGGCACAGAUGGUGGAGUAAUUUUAGGGCAAGCAGAAGUAAGUAUACAAAGUUCAGAUUGUUGUUCAAUAGACUUUAAACUUUCAGUCACCCCUCUAAUUUUUAUUUUCAAAUCACCCUUCCCCCAUUUUUUUUAGCUUUAACGUUUUACUAGAUGAUGGUUGGGAACAGAUGGAAUUUUAGCACUGGUGCCCUUUUUUCGUCUGUGGGUUCAUGGAAUGAUUUAAUAUUAUGUUAGUGGGAUGCAAGACUCUUAAUUACCAGUACCUUUAGUACUAUAGUUUUUGUUGUACUAUUCACAUUUCCCGUAGCUUUCAUGUUUCCUGUUGCCACAAAACAUGGUUUAGAAAUCUGCCUGUUAUUUGCGUUUCUUUGUCAUUUCCAUCUUGCAACCAAAACAAAGCACAGCUUGAGACAGCGGGGUGUCAUUACAAAAACCACAACAACAGUUUUAUAAAAUGUAAUAAAAAUCAGCUUUUCGUCCUGUACCAUACAACUUAAUUCAUUUACGUAAUUCCGGUAGAUUGGUAAUUAUUUGACACUUACAACUCAGUGAGUCUUUCCAUUUGUGUAAAUUAAUUAUGUUUCGUUCGCAUAUUUAUUUAGAUGCAAAUCAAAGCAGCUGUUAAUAGAAUUUUAUUUGAUUUUGUUUUGAAUAUUUAGGCUUUGUUAUUAACUUGGUAAUGAUGAUUAUCGUGUGGUUUAACUCGAAUUUGAUCCAACAGAUUUGAUAAAUUUUGUAAUACCGAAUUGAUGUGCUUUUGGGAUUUGUGUAUCCUUAGAUCUAAUCUCAGAUUUAGAGUAGAUGUGGCUCGUAUUAAUAAUUCUAGUAAUGAAUCGUUAUAAAAUCCUA